AUGGAUCCAUUCUCGGCAGAAGGUGAACUCAUCAACAUCCACAAUGCCUUCCAUCAAGGCCAAUACCAGGAGGUGAUCGACUUCGAUACAUCAGCCCUAUCCUCUGAAAAUCACCUCCCUGCUCGCGUUCUACAGCUCCGCGCCAAAAUUGCCCUGGGACAGACCGACCAGGUUCUCUCCGAUGUUGACGGCGAAGAAGACACCCCCGACCUUGCGGCAGCGAAGGCAUUGGCGCAGCAAACGUCCGGCGACAGCGAGUCCGCCCUGAAGCUCGCACAGGACCUGGCGGAGAACUAUCCUGAUAACACUACCGUGCAGGUUUUGGGUGGAACAGUGCUGCAGGCGCAGGGGUUAAGCGAGGAGGCUCUGGCUUUAUUGGCGAAGCAUCAAGGCAAUCUGGAAGCCGUUGCAUUGAUCGUUCAGAUCCAUCUUCAGCAGAAUCGCUCCGAUCUCGCCCUAAAGGAGGUGCAGACUGCCAAGCGGUGGGCUCAGGAUUCCCUGCUUGUUAAUGUGGCCGAGUCGUGGGUUGGUUUGAGGGUUGGCGGCGAAAAGUACCAAUCUGCUUUCUACGUCUACGAAGAACUCGCCGCUGCCCCCAGCACAUCUGCCCCGCUCUCGAUCGUCGGUCAGGCCGUGGCUGAAAUCCACCUCGGCCGGUUGCCAGAGGCUGAAGCUGCGUUGACGACAGCUCUGGAAAAGUACCCCGAGGAUGCGGAGCUCAUUGCCAACAGCAUUGUGCUAAACGUUUUGGCCGGAAAGCCGACCGACGAGCUCGAAGCGCGUCUACAGAACGUGCAGUCAUCGCAUGCUCUGUUGACUGAUAUUCAAGAGAAGAGUGCGUUCUUCGAUACCGCUGCCGCGAAGUAUGCGCCGAGAGUGUCGUCUUAG
Aspergillus bombycis is the source of this 888-nucleotide messenger RNA. Its product is annotated as putative Coatomer subunit epsilon. Gene Ontology annotation, cellular component: COPI vesicle coat. Gene Ontology annotation, biological process: retrograde vesicle-mediated transport, Golgi to endoplasmic reticulum; intra-Golgi vesicle-mediated transport; endoplasmic reticulum to Golgi vesicle-mediated transport. Bases 1 to 888 code for a protein of 295 amino acids. NCBI's taxonomy places the organism in Eukaryota, Fungi, Ascomycota, Eurotiomycetes, Eurotiales, Aspergillaceae. The transcript is spliced from 5 exons. Gene Ontology annotation, molecular function: protein binding; structural molecule activity. The record is from RefSeq and is a predicted model, not a curated record.